AUGUAUUGGUUGCGACGCUUCACCAUAGUGAUGGUGCCGCUGGCCAUCAUCAUCUUCGUGGCCACCUACCUUCCCGUUAUCCUCGAUCCCUCAAACAAAGGUCCCGAGAGUCGCGCUCGUGACCGACUCUGGGUCAGCAGCAGUCCCUACUUCUGGGAUCGCCAGGCCUGCCGAUGGAUCAGUCUGUGCGGCCUGCACCAUCUGCGAAGGGACCCUGCUGUGCUCCCGCCUAUCCUCGACGACGACCCUGAAGAUGAGCUGGGACGAGUGGAAUUGCGCAAGCGUAUGGACCGUACAUGGGAGGAGGAUGCCGAACUUAACACACCAUAUUCAGAACUACGGAAAAGCAAGAGAUCGGAUCUGAAGAGAAACCCAAAGGAGCGACGGAGGACCCUUAGGGAUGUUCCCCAAUAUGUUCUCGAUCAUGCCCCGCUUGUACACCUCUACUCUGGCGAGCAAUUUUGGCCCUCCGACAUUCGCGAACACAUCGAGCACAUGGUUGUCACUGUCGACCACAAACUAUUGAACUUGACUGAGAAAGUAUCACUACACAACUUGCAGGCGCUCAACGAGUACGAUAAUCAGAUGGUUACGCUUCACAGCGUGGAGGACGUUGAAUCUCGACCGGCUUGGCUCCAUAGCCACGAUAACCUGCCGAACCCAUUUGACGACCCCGAUGCUUCUACCCCGCCUCCUGUGGGAAAUGGUAAGAAGCCGCAUAGCGAGCCCGAUACCUGGUUCGACGUGGACAAGAAGCAUCCCGUUCAUCGCAUCUCGGAUCCUCGAAACAAAGGCGUACCCGCAUAUGCUCCUACGCCCAGCCCUGGCAAAGAGCAGCAACGCAUCGUUCCGCGCGGUCACAAGCCAGACCCAGAUGGCUACUCCAAGGCGCCAGCUACUCUUGUCCUGGUGGAUAAGGGCUCGGGUAUCAUCGAUGCCUUUUGGUUCUUCUUUUACAGCUACAACCUUGGACAAACCGUGCUUGGCUUGCGGUUCGGAAACCACGUGGGUGACUGGGAGCAUUGCAUGGUGCGCUUUCAAAACGGGGUGCCCCGUGGCAUUUUCUUCUCAGAGCACGAGGGUGGUCAGGCGUAUGCUUGGGAAGCAGUUGAGAAACGCGGCGACAGGCCCGUCAUAUACUCGGCCGUUGGCUCCCACGCCAUGUAUGCCCUGCCCGGCAACCAUCCCUAUGUCUUGCCUUUCAAAAUGCUCAAGGACGUUACGGACAAGGGUCCGCUAUGGGAUCCCGCACUGAACAACUACGCUUAUUUCUACGAUUAUACACUUGAAGACCCAAAGGAUACCAUCGAGCACGAGGACGGCAUCGCAGAGCAAGGACUCACCCACGAUACUCACAGCUUCACCCCGGCCGCGUCUAACCCAGAUGCUCCUGUUACGUGGCUGCACUACCAGGGCCGAUGGGGCGAUGAGACUUACACUCUCGCAGAUAUGCGACAGUGGCGGCUUUUUGGCCAGUACCACUACGUGACCGGACCUAGUGGGCCCAAGUUCAAGAAUCUUGAGCGCCAAACGCUCUGCCCAGAUCGGAAAUGCCGCCUGCUGUACGAGAUUGAUCCCAAAGGUACUUGGUACAGUUAG
Trichoderma virens Gv29-8 is the source of this 1599-nucleotide messenger RNA. RefSeq lists its product as uncharacterized. Lineage: Eukaryota; Fungi; Ascomycota; Sordariomycetes; Hypocreales; Hypocreaceae. The record is from RefSeq and is a predicted model, not a curated record. Bases 1 to 1599 code for a protein of 532 amino acids. The transcript has a single exon.